AUGACCGGUAGCAUCGGCGUGGCAGGCGCGGAUGCCGUGGGCAAGACGAGCUUCUAUCUGUGGGCGCGGCCUGGCGGGAACAGGCAGAAGAAGACAGCGGUUCACAUCCUGCGUAGCCGAGAGGAGGACUCGGGCGCUGCUGCUGUCGCCGACGACGACGCAGUGUUCGUGCUGCUGUUCGACCUCACGAGGCGAGACUCGCUGGCGGCGGUCGUUGCGCAGUGGGCGCAUUUGUCGGACACCCCGGGGCGACGGCUGCUGCUGGUGGGCACGCAUGCAGACUGUGCCAGCAAGCGAGAAGUGUCGUUGGAGGAGGUGCGCGAGAUUUCGGGCGAGUUCCACGGCUAUGAGGAGGUGUGCUGCAUGCCAGGACGCUCGGGAGACGAAGGUAUGCUCCGCGUCAAGCUUCUGCUGACGCAAUGGAUUGGUGGCAGCCCCGCAGUCAUGGCUAGCGAUAUCCCGCUAGCGCGUGCCUCGAUCUGCGGCGGAUUCCCGAGACCCGUCGUGACGAUGAUGAUGCCGAAUACUUCGCACAGCUUACCGGCGUCUCCUGCAGGGCAGCGGAGACCGCGUAGGCGUGCAGAUGUAUGGCUGUACGACCCGACUGAAGAAGUAUCUUCCAGUCCGGUGGCGGUGACAGGUGGCGACGUGAAGCUGCGCACCAUUUCCAAGGCGAUCUACGAUAUCCGAGGUGCAGUGGCCGAGAAGAGCAAGUCGCUGGCCAAGUAUCGCGACCGUCAAAUGAGCCACUGGCUCACGCGGAGUCGGUACUUCGGCCCGACGGAAAGCAGUCGGCACAAGCGAUGGCAGGAGGAGCAGAAGAAGCGCCAGCAACAGACUCAAGGUCAUGUGCAUCACCACCAUGUCAGCCAUAUUCGGCAACAAUCAAGCGCUCCAGACGUCUACCAGCAGCGUGUACGAAGCGUGAGCCACCCGGACAAGAUCGAUCCGCCGAACAGGAAGCCGGUCGCGCGGCGGGGUCCAGCGCGUUUAUCCAGCUCAAGCUCAAGCGAAAGUGAUGAGUCCCCUGGGACUCCAUUGGAGCGGAAGUCCUUCAUGCAACCUACAGAGCUGACCAAGCAGCGACAACGGCAGCUGGAGGCCGACAGCGCGCAGCAGCAAAUGGAGCGUGUCGUCGCCAAGCGAGCACUGCGGAAGCAGAGGCGCGCUGCCUCCAACGACAUUUCCGAGCGAAGCACGGCGUCCGCAGCGGCGUUGAACUCGUACCUGAACUGCUACGAUGAGAUGGACAUGCCUCCGCAGCUGCAGCCACUCUCUCCUUCCCUGGAUCGACGAAACCCUUCUUCAAAGCCAUCGCCACCAUCCUCCGUGUCUUCCUCCUCAAGUCGGAAGGAGAAGAGCGUUGCGGGAGAUCGACGCAAAUCCUUUGAGGUUGGCGCACUGGCGCCAUCUGAAGUACAGUACCCCCUGGGAUUGCUGUCUCCUGGAGCUGAGCAGGCUGGCUGCGUGCCGACGCCUCCUUCCACUGCUCACUUGCAGUCCCCGCUCCCGCCGGUCAUGAGUCCUCCCGCUCCGUCGUCGGUCCGAAGCCACCACAGCGCUCAGAGCGUCACGCUCGACGACGGAGAGUACGACUUCCUGUCCGACACUGUGCUGACGCUAACCACUCCGGACAAGCUGCAGACCGAAUCCAAGUCUUCAACGCCCGUGCUAGCUACCGAAGAGGCUGCUGUCAAGACGGACUCGCCGCCGCCCCCGGCCGCUUCACUUGAAGAUUCCGCCGCCAGCCGAGCCGAUACAAUGUGCAGCAGCAGCUCGGAGAACUUCGAGUGCAGCGACAUUGACGACAUGCUCGAGUACUUCGAAGGCGUCACUCUGCCUAUCUAA
This is a messenger RNA of Phytophthora sojae, 1848 nucleotides long. RefSeq lists its product as hypothetical. The transcript has 2 exons. NCBI's taxonomy places the organism in Eukaryota, Oomycota, Peronosporomycetes, Peronosporales, Peronosporaceae. The record is from RefSeq and is a predicted model, not a curated record. The coding region runs from base 1 to 1848 and encodes 615 amino acids.